AUGGCAAAUGGUGGCGGCGGCGGCGGCGGCGGCGGAGGCAGCAGUCUUAGAAUGAGCAGCAAUAUCCACGCGAACCAUCUCAGCCUAGACGCGUCCUCCUCCUCCUCUUCUUCCUCCUCCUCCUCUUCCUCCUCGUCCUCGGUCCACGAGCCCAAGAUGGAUGCGCUCAUCAUCCCGGUGACCAUGGAGGUGCCGUGCGACAGCCGGGGCCAACGCAUGUGGUGGGCUUUCCUGGCCUCCUCCAUGGUGACUUUCUUCGGCGGCCUCUUCAUCAUCUUGCUCUGGAGGACGCUCAAGUACCUGUGGACCGUUUGCUGCCACUGCGGGGGCAAAACGAAGGAGGCCCAGAAGAUUAACAAUGGCUCAAGCCAGGCGGAUGGCACUCUCAAGCCCGUGGAUGAAAAAGAGGAGACGGUGGCGGCCGAGGUCGGCUGGAUGACCUCUGUGAAAGACUGGGCGGGGGUGAUGAUAUCUGCCCAGACGCUGACCGGCAGAGUCCUGGUUGUCUUAGUCUUUGCUCUCAGCAUUGGUGCACUUGUAAUAUACUUCAUAGAUUCGUCAAACCCAAUAGAAUCCUGCCAGAAUUUCUACAAAGAUUUCACAUUACAGAUCGACAUGGCUUUCAACGUAUUCUUCCUUCUCUACUUUGGCUUGCGGUUUAUUGCAGCCAAUGAUAAGCUAUGGUUCUGGCUUGAAGUGAACUCUGUAGUAGAUUUCUUCACGGUCCCCCCUGUGUUCGUGUCUGUGUACUUAAACAGAAGUUGGCUUGGUUUGAGAUUUUUAAGAGCUCUCAGACUGAUCCAGUUUUCAGAAAUUUUACAGUUUCUGAAUAUCCUGAAAACAAGUAAUUCCAUCAAACUGGUGAAUCUGCUCUCCAUUUUUAUCAGCACGUGGCUCACAGCAGCCGGGUUCAUCCAUUUGGUGGAGAAUUCAGGGGACCCAUGGGAAAAUUUCCAAAACAACCAGGCUCUUACCUACUGGGAAUGUGUCUAUCUGCUCAUGGUGACCAUGUCCACUGUUGGUUAUGGGGAUGUUUAUGCAAAAACCACGCUCGGGCGUCUCUUCAUGGUCUUCUUCAUCCUCGGGGGACUGGCCAUGUUUGCCAGCUACGUCCCUGAAAUCAUAGAGUUAAUAGGAAACCGCAAGAAAUACGGGGGCUCCUAUAGUGCGGUUAGUGGAAGAAAGCACAUAGUGGUCUGUGGACACAUCACACUGGAGAGCGUCUCCAACUUCCUCAAGGACUUUCUGCACAAGGACCGCGAUGAUGUCAACGUGGAGAUCGUCUUUCUUCACAAUAUCUCCCCUAACCUGGAGCUGGAAGCUCUGUUCAAACGACAUUUUACUCAGGUGGAGUUUUAUCAGGGUUCAGUCCUCAAUCCACAUGACCUUGCAAGAGUCAAGAUAGAGUCAGCAGAUGCGUGCCUCAUCCUUGCCAAUAAGUACUGCGCAGACCCCGAUGCCGAAGAUGCCUCCAACAUCAUGAGAGUCAUCUCCAUAAAGAACUACCACCCGAAGAUAAGAAUCAUCACUCAGAUGCUGCAGUAUCACAAUAAGGCCCAUCUGCUAAACAUCCCAAGCUGGAAUUGGAAAGAGGGGGAUGAUGCAAUCUGCCUCGCAGAGCUGAAGCUGGGGUUCAUCGCCCAGAGUUGCCUGGCUCAAGGGCUCUCUACCAUGCUCGCCAACCUCUUCUCCAUGAGGUCAUUCAUAAAGAUUGAGGAAGACACGUGGCAGAAAUACUACUUGGAAGGAGUCUCAAAUGAAAUGUACACAGAAUAUCUCUCCAGUGCCUUUGUGGGUCUGUCCUUCCCUACUGUUUGUGAGCUGUGUUUUGUGAAGCUCAAGCUUCUCAUGAUAGCCAUUGAGUACAAGUCCGCCAAUCGAGAGAGCCGUAUAUUAAUUAAUCCUGGAAACCAUCUUAAGAUCCAAGAAGGUACUUUAGGAUUUUUCAUCGCAAGUGAUGCCAAAGAAGUUAAAAGGGCAUUUUUUUACUGCAAGGCCUGUCAUGAUGACAUCACAGAUCCCAAAAGGAUAAAAAAAUGUGGCUGCAAACGGCCCAAGAUGUCCAUCUACAAGAGAAUGAGACGAGCAUGUUGUUUUGAUUGCGGACGUUCUGAGCGUGACUGCUCGUGCAUGUCAGGCCGUGUGCGUGGUAACAUGGACACCCUUGAGAGAGCCUUCCCACUUUCUUCUGUCUCUGUUAGUGAUUGCUCCACCACUUUCCGUGCCUUUGAAGAUGAGCAGCCGUCGACACUGUCACCCAAAAAAAAGCAGCGCAACGGAGGCAUGCGGAACUCACCCAGCUCCUCGCCCAAGCUGAUGAGGCAUGACCCCUUGUUAAUUCCUGGCAAUGAUCAGAUUGACAACAUGGACUCCAAUGUGAAGAAAUAUGACUCUACCGGGAUGUUUCACUGGUGUGCACCCAAGGAGAUAGAGAAAGUCAUCCUGACCCGAAGUGAAGCUGCCAUGACCGUCCUGAGUGGCCAUGUGGUGGUCUGCAUCUUCGGUGAUGUCAGUUCUGCCCUGAUUGGUCUUCGGAACCUGGUGAUGCCACUCCGUGCCAGCAACUUUCACUACCAUGAGCUCAAGCACAUUGUGUUUGUGGGUUCCAUCGAGUACCUCAAGCGGGAAUGGGAGACACUACAUAACUUCCCCAAGGUUUCCAUCUUGCCUGGUACGCCAUUAAGUCGGGCUGAUUUAAGGGCCGUCAACAUCAACCUCUGUGACAUGUGCGUUAUCCUGUCAGCCAAUCAGAAUAAUAUUGAUGAUACUUCGCUGCAGGACAAGGAAUGCAUCUUGGCGUCACUCAACAUCAAAUCUAUGCAGUUUGAUGACAGCAUCGGGGUCUUGCAGGCUAAUUCCCAAGGGUUCACACCUCCAGGAAUGGACCGAUCCUCCCCAGAUAACAGCCCGGUACAUGGAAUGUUACGCCAGCCCUCCAUCACGACUGGUGUCAACAUCCCCAUCAUCACUGAACUAGUGAACGAUACCAACGUUCAGUUUUUGGACCAAGACGAUGAUGAUGACCCCGACACAGAACUGUACCUCACGCAGCCGUUUGCAUGUGGGACAGCAUUCGCCGUCAGCGUCCUGGAUUCGCUCAUGAGCGCAACAUACUUCAAUGACAACAUCCUUACCCUGAUACGGACCCUGGUGACUGGAGGAGCCACACCGGAGCUGGAGGCUUUGAUUGCCGAGGAGAAUGCACUGCGCGGGGGCUAUAGCACCCCCCAGACGCUGGCCAACAGGGACCGCUGCCGUGUGGCCCAAUUAGCGCUGUUGGACGGGCCCUUUGCGGACCUGGGGGAUGGUGGUUGUUAUGGUGAUCUGUUCUGCAAAGCUCUGAAAACAUACAAUAUGCUUUGUUUUGGAAUUUAUCGGCUGAGAGAUGCUCACCUCAGCACCCCCAGCCAAUGCACGAAGAGGUAUGUCAUCACCAACCCCCCGUACGAGUUUGAGCUCGUGCCGACGGACCUGAUCUUCUGCUUAAUGCAGUUUGACCACAACGCCGGCCAGUCCCGGGCCAGCCUCUCCCAUUCCUCCCACUCGUCCCAGUCCUCUAGCAAGAAGAGCUCCUCUGUCCACUCCAUCCCAUCCACGGCAAACCGACAGAACCGGCCCAAGUCCCGGGAGUCCCGAGACAAACAGAAUGCAACAAGGAUGAAUAGAAUGGGCCAAGAAAAGAAAUGGUUUACAGAUGAACCGGAUAAUGCCUAUCCCAGAAACAUUCAAAUCAAGCCCAUGAGUACCCACAUGGCUAACCAGAUCAACCAAUAUAAAUCCACAAGCAGCUUGAUUCCACCAAUCAGAGAAGUUGAAGAUGAAUGUUGA
Rangifer tarandus platyrhynchus (Svalbard reindeer) is the source of this 3828-nucleotide messenger RNA. Lineage: Eukaryota; Metazoa; Chordata; Mammalia; Artiodactyla; Cervidae. The record is from the annotation of a GenBank genome assembly.